Molecule: messenger RNA, 2944 nt
Organism: Linepithema humile (Argentine ant)
Lineage: Eukaryota; Metazoa; Arthropoda; Insecta; Hymenoptera; Formicidae
Source: RefSeq, a predicted model, not a curated record
AUGUCAUGUAAUGGCCGAAAAAUAUUGCUGUUAUGUGUCAUUGUUGCAUUUAUACCUAAUAUUUUGGGAUUCUCGAGAAAAACUACUAUUGGAGGUCUGUUUGACAGCGAUCCACUAAUUAAAAAAGCGUUUGAGACAUCAAUCAAAGCAGUGAACAAUAAUAUCACACUCUCCAAGCAUGCGAUAGGCAUAACGUUGAAAGCCAAAAUCGAGAAAAUCAACAAGAAUGCAUUCCACGUAGCAAAAACAGCGUGCGAGUUCAUAAACAGCGGAGUGGCCGCAAUUUUCGGUCCUCAAGACAAAUCAACUGCGGACUAUGUGCAAAGUAUGUGUGAUUCCCUGGAUAUACCUCACAUUGCCGCUAGAUGGGAUUCGGAACCGAAACGUGGCAACAUGAUAAACCUGUAUCCGCACCCUGAGGUGCUCUCCACGGUUUUCCAUGAUAUAAUAAGGGAAUACAAAUGGAAGGAAUAUGCAAUACUUUAUGACAAUAUCAACGGGCUGAGUCGCAUGAGUCGUUUACUCAAGUUGCCAGAUCUGAAUACCAUUUCCGUAAUGGUGUUCCAUUUGGGUAGUGGACCGAAUUUUAGACAAGCCAUGAAAGAAAUCAAAAUGUCUGAUUAUAAAAAUAUCGUAAUCGACUGUUCAUACGAAAUUCUUGCAUCCGUUCUCGAGCAAGCACAACAAGUUGGAAUAAUGUCAGAAAAAUAUAAAGUGAUCAUUGCUUCUUUGGAUUUACAGACCCUAGACUUGGAACCGUACCAAUAUUCCGGAGUAAAUUUAACAGGCGUACGUUUAAUCGAUCCGGAAAGCUCAAUUGUCCAAGACAUCCUCCAAUCUCCGUCUCUUAAUUGGAAUUUGGUGGAUAGUUCCCAGUUAAAAGCGGAAGCGGCGCUCGCUUACGAUGCAGUACAACUUUUCGCAAGCGGUUACGCGCGACUGCGUGACAGCAUUAAGGGAAACCUCAAGAAACUGUUUUGCAAUGGCACGGAAACUUGGGGACACGGCUUCAGCUUGAGUAAUUAUAUGCGAAAUGAGCAAAUACACGGAUUGAGCGGGAUGAUAAAAUUCGACACAGCUGGAUUCCGAAGCGAAUUCCAACUGGACAUUCUAAAUCUACAAAAUCAAGGAUUGCAAAAAGUCGGAAGAUGGGAAGCAAACUCUGGUAUCCAAUGGAAGCCGACAUACAAAAUCCCUGGAGUGGACGACGAAAAAAGUUUACGAAAUAAACAUUUUCUCGUCCUGAUAUCGUUGACAGAUCCAUAUGGGAUGCUUACAGAAUCAUCCACCAUAAUGACUGGAAACGAUCGAUAUGAGGGCUUUGCGAUCGAUAUCAUUCGCGCAAUGAGCAAGAUACUGGGAUUUAAUUACACUUUUGAAGUUCAGAUCGAUAACGCUUAUGGAUCACUUAAUAAAACGACUGGCGAGUGGAACGGCAUGCUAGGAAGAAUAAUCGCUGGCACAGCGGAUUUAGCAAUCACGGAUCUAACGAUCACAGCGGACAGAGUGAGCGCAGUUGAUUUCACGGAUCCGUUCAUGAAUUUAGGUAUAAGUGUUCUCUACAGAAAACCAACAAGCGCUCCUCCAAGCUUACUAUCUUUCUUAGGUCCGUUCUCGAUGAGCGUUUGGAUACAUUUGCUCGCGGCAUACUUUGUCGUGUCGGUAGUGUUGUUUUUGGUCGGAAAACUCUGUCCUGUAGAAUGGACGAAUCCGUAUCCUUGCAUCAAGGAGCCAGAAGUAUUCGAGACACCCUUCACCGUGACAGACACUCCGUUCUUCGUGAUCGGAGCCAUACUGAAGGCGGCUACCGGAUUCGUGCCCGCAGGAAUCUCGACAAGGGCAUUGGCUAUCGCGUGGUGGUUCUUCGCUUUGAUCAUCACUUCGACUUACACUGCCAAUCUGGCGGCCGCGCUAUCCACAAAAUCCGUCGUGUGGCCUUUCAAAGUGGCGGAAGAGCUGGCCUACCAGAAGAAAAUCAAGUACGGUGCCAAAGUGGGUGGCUCGACGUUAUCGUUCUUCAAGGACUCCUCGCACGAACCGUACGGGAUUAUGUAUAAUUACAUGAUGCAUCAUACUGACGAGGUACUUAUGGGAAAGAACGAGGAGGGCGUGUGGAAGGUGCAGAACGAAAAUUACGCGUAUCUCAUGGAGUCCACGUCAAUCGAGUAUAUCAUGGAGAGAAAGUGUAAUGUAACGCAGGUCGGUGGACUUUUAGACGCCAAGGGUUACGGAAUAGCGAUGAGGAAAGAUGCGCCUUAUCGCACGGAGCUAAACGGUGCUGUACUGAAGCUGAAAGAAAGCGGCGCGAUCAACGAGUUGCAAAAUAAAUGGUGGAAAGAGAAGCGAGGCGGCAAUGCGUGCGAAGAAAAAGCGCCUGUCAAAGUUGAAGCAUUAAAUUUUGAAGACGUCGGUGGAGUAUUUUUAGUAAUGAUAAGCGGAGUUAUGUUGUCCUGGAUUUUUGCGAUAUGGGCAUUUCUUUGGAAUAUUCGAAACAUCGCGAUCAAGCACAAUAUGUCCUACAGAAACGUGAUUAUAGAGGAAUUAAAAUUCUUAAUCAAGUGCAAUAACAAGAAGAUCGUGAAGAGAAGGAAGAAAUCCGUCGAGACGAUCACAAGCAACAGCACGGACUUCCAAUAAAUACAUGUACAUACGCAAGACAGAAGUUACUAUAAAAAUUGCCUUGAUAAUUAGCAUUAUUUAUAGAAUACGAUCGCCUUUAGCGAAACUAAAGCGAACCAUCAUCAAGAAACCUGAAAAUAUCAUUCUGCGAACGCGUUUUAACGAUCUCCAGCGGUGCUAAGAUGGGCUGAAAUAGCGUAGGAAAUAAGUGUCGCGUAUUAAAUACUUUUCUUAAAACUGUAAUCGGAUUGACGAUUGCAGCGAAUCGUCGUAGCACACGAUAAAGAAAAUCUCUGCGUGCAAUCGAACGUUCGUGAAAAUUACA